This is a messenger RNA of Fusarium coffeatum, 1308 nucleotides long. RefSeq lists its product as uncharacterized. The coding region runs from base 1 to 1308 and encodes 435 amino acids. NCBI's taxonomy places the organism in Eukaryota, Fungi, Ascomycota, Sordariomycetes, Hypocreales, Nectriaceae. The transcript is spliced from 3 exons. The record is from RefSeq and is a predicted model, not a curated record.
AUGGCAGCCAACCUUGAAGCGCCUGGCGCCCCAGCCGAACGCAUUACCUCCACAGCCUCUACCAUCACCGAUUACGCCUAUCCCUACGGCCAUCUUGGACAUCUUACACAAAAGCAGGAAGAAGCAUUUCUUCAAUUUAAGAAAGUUCUUGAGGAGAGAGGUCUUUUGACGCCUGGUCCUCCACCUUCUCACGAUGACCCUUUGAUCCUACGAUACUUGCGUGCGCGACGAUGGGAUGUUGAGGGUGCUUAUACCCAAUUUAAAGAGACGGAAGACUGGCGCAAGGCCAACGAUUUGAACACCUUAUACGAUACCAUUGAUCUCGGCGCCUAUGACUUCAGCCGUCGCUUAUACCCCCAAUGGACAGGCCGACGCGAUCGUCGCGGAAUUCCUCUUUAUGUCUUUGAAGUCAAGACCCUCGACUCCAAGACCGUGCACGAGUAUGAAAAGGUCGGCGCAUCAAGUACCUUUUCCCAGGCCAAAUCCGACGGCAAGACUCCCAACGGUCUUCUACGACUAUUCGCUCUCUACGAGAACUUGACUCGUUUCAACAUGCCCUUCUGCACCCAGCUCCUCGACCGCGAACACCCCGAAGUCCCCAUCACGCUGAGCACCAACAUCGUCGACAUUUCUGGCGUCGGUCUCAAGCAGUUCUGGAACCUGAAGCAGCACAUGCAGGCUGCGUCGCAACUCGCCACGGCGCAUUACCCCGAAACGCUGGAUCGCAUAUUCGUUAUUGGCGCGCCUGCGUUCUUCAGCACUGUCUGGGGUUGGAUCAAGCGCUGGUUCGAUCCUAUCACUGUUUCCAAGAUCUUUAUCCUUGGCAGCCAUGAGGUCAAGUCUGUGCUGGAGCAGUACAUCGAGCCUAAGAACAUUCCUAAGAAGUAUGGCGGCCAGCUUGAUUACAGUUUUGGAGAGCUUGGAAACCCUGAUCCUAACUGGGAGGGUGUUGUCGUUUUCGAGAACGGCCACAAAACUUUCCCUAGCGGACCUUUGCUGUGGGAGGAGGAGGGUGAGGAUCGACUCGUCUGUGUUGCUAAGGGCUCCAAGGGCGGCAAGGUCCGAAACGAGAGAAUCUGCACCAUUCCCAAGACCUUUGGAUUGGCGCCCGAGGUUAAGAUUGCUGGCGUCAACGCACCAGCUGAGGGUCCUGUCGACGCCGUCCCUAAUGGCACUGCCCAUCCCACCGAGGGAGCCACCCACAGCGACGGCGUUCAGACCGACGAAAGCCUGAGCAACGAUGUUAACGAGAAGUUGAAGCUUCAGGAAAACCAGCCUGUUGCACCCCAAACCACCACCACUGCGUAA